Asparagus officinalis (garden asparagus) is the source of this 1018-nucleotide messenger RNA. Its product is annotated as GRF1-interacting factor 2-like. Gene Ontology annotation, cellular component: nucleus. The coding region runs from base 199 to 840 and encodes 213 amino acids. The record is from RefSeq and is a predicted model, not a curated record. Gene Ontology annotation, molecular function: transcription coactivator activity. Gene Ontology annotation, biological process: positive regulation of transcription by RNA polymerase II. The transcript is spliced from 4 exons. Lineage: Eukaryota; Viridiplantae; Streptophyta; Magnoliopsida; Asparagales; Asparagaceae.
GCGUCGUCAGGCUUCACACGCUCGCAUUUGGAACUACUGCCCUCAACCACUUCUUCCUCCCCAUCUCCCCAAAUUGUCGCCUCUCUCUCUCUCUCUUAAUUUUCUUCCAAAAAAAGGUGUUGUUUGCUCAUCCUCUCGGACUUUUUGCCGCCAUUUUCGUAACUUGGUAAUACAGACUCAGAUUUCUUGAUAGGAGUCAUGCAGCAGGCUCCGCCGCCGUCAGCGCAUCCGCUGGGCCCCAUGGGCUCAGUCCCUCCCGCCAACAUCACCACCGAGCAGAUUCAAAAGUACUUGGAUGAAAACAAGCAACUGAUUCUUGCAAUUUUGGAUAAUCAAAAUAUGGGAAGGCUAGCUGAGUGUGCCCAGUACCAAGCACAACUCCAAAAGAAUUUAUUGUAUCUAGCAGCUAUUGCCGAUGCCCAGCCACAAACUCCAGGGAUGCGUCCUCAGAUGAUUCCUCAUACUGCAAUGCCUCAGGCGGGUGCCCAAUACAUGCAGCAGGCACCCAUUUUCCCUCCUAAGUCUCCUUCACAGUUUACCCCUCAACAAAUUCAAGAAUUGCAGCAGCAGCAGCAAUUGCAUCAUCCAACCCAGAUGAUGCCAUUCCAAGGUCACACGGGCAUGAGACCACCUGUAGGUUCCAUUAACGGGAUGCACACUGAAUCAUCUCAUGGAGGAGGAGGAGGCAGCAAUGAGGCACCAGCUGGAACUCCGAGCAGCAAAAAAGAUGCUGAGAAAGCUGCUGAUGAUGGCCAGAAGAACUCGGCUACUGAACAAGGGAGUGGGAACGCUGAGACACCCCCGAACCCUCAAAGACCGGAAGGUUCCAAGACCCCGUGAUUUCUUAGACUUUUUCUUAGUUUGGUAUUGGUUUGGUGUGUGAAGAUGCAGGGAAAUUGUGAUGUAUACUGAGAAACCAAUGUCAAGUACCCCCUUAACAUUUCCAUGUUGCUUGACUGCAAUUCUCAACUCUUGGAUAUUUAUCUGUUGGUGUUAUUUUAUCCUCUUACUUUCUUUA